AUGGCGGUGGAACCGAGCAAGACGGAGAUUCAGACUCUCUUUAAGCGGCUUCGAGCGCUGCCGGCGAACAAGUCGUGCUUCGACUGCGGUGCCAAGAAUCCGAGCUGGGCCAGCAUCACCUACGGGGUCUUCCUGUGCAUCGACUGUUCCGGCGUCCACAGGUCCCUGGGCGUUCACCUCAGCUUCAUCAGGUCCACGGAGUUGGACUCUAACUGGAACUGGUUCCAGCUAAGGUGUAUGCAAGUGGGCAGCAAUGCCAAUGCGACUGCUUUCUUCCGCCAGCAUGGCUGCACUACUACAGAUGCCAAUGCUAAGUAUAAUAGUCGAGCUGCCCAGAUGUACAGGGAGAAGAUCCGGCAGCUGGCAAGUUCUGCUAUGGCCAAGUAUGGCACUGAUUUGCUUGUAGAUGGACUGAGUGGAGCCCCUGGGCACUCCCCUGACAAGAGUGAUGCUGAUUUCUUCACGGAACACACACAGUUUUCCAGUACCUGGGACACAGCAGAUGCCAGCCAGAAUCCUGCACAGUCUUCCUCAGAGGUGGAAAAAGCAGCCAAGUCAUCAGAAGGCAGUGAACUGUCAAGCUCCAGACAGGGCCCCUCUAUUGACAUGUUGAGCACAUCUCCUAAAGCUCCUCUAGACAUGUCCAUGUGUCUAUCAACACAAAGGUCUGCUCCUGCCAGAGAACUCAAAUCCUCCCUCAUUGGAAAGAAGAAACCAGGAGCUGCCAAGAAAGGGUUGGGUGCAAAAAAAGGUCUUGGAGCCCAGAAAGUGAGCAGCCAGAGCUUCAGUGAGAUUGAGCGGCAAGCCCAGGUGGCAGAACAGCUGAGGGAGCAGCAGGCAGUGGAGUCCAGGAAACAAGCUGAGGAGUCCAUAGUCACUUCAAUGCGACUGGCUUAUCAGGAACUGCAGCUUGACCGGAAGAAGGAAGAGAAGAAACUUCAGAACCUUGAAGGGAAGAAGCGUGAACAAGCAGAGAGGCUGGGCAUGGGCUUGGUGUCCAGAAGUUCUGUUUCACACUCUGUGAUGUCUGAAAUGCAAGUAAUUGAGCAGGAGACACCGCUGGCUGCAAAACCUUCCCGCUCCCAACUAGAUUUGUUUGAAGAUGCUGGAGGCUUUACAUCUGGACCCCCCAAGUACAAAUACAGUCCCUUUUCAUUCGAAGAUGCAUUUGGCUCACGAUGGGAAGGAGACUCUUCAUGGGGAAUGGACAAAGAGGAGGAACCUGAGGUGACCAUUUCCAGUAUUCGGCCAGUUUCAGAGAGACCCAUCAGUAGGCGAGAGACAGAGAACAGGACAUCUGUUGUGGAAUCCAAUGAAGCUCGGCAGAAGUUUGCAGGGGCUAAAGCUAUCUCUUCAGAUAUGUUCUUUGGGCGGGAGGCAGAUGCUGAGUAUGAAGCCAGAUCCCGACUGCAGCAGCUCUCAGGCAGCAGUGCCAUCAGCUCUGCAGACCUGUUUGGAGAGGCUGAGAAUGUGCACUCAGGUGGUGUGUCAAUUGGAAACGUCCUACCUGCAGCGGACAUUGCACAGUUCAAGCAAGGAGUUAAAUCAGUUGCUGGCAAGAUGGCUGUCCUAGCCAAUGGGGUGAUGAACUCCCUCCAGGAUCGUUACGGCUCAUAUUGAUCACCCAGGGGACUGCAACUCAAAAGGAAGCCAGCAG
Molecule: messenger RNA, 1657 nt
Organism: Indicator indicator
Lineage: Eukaryota; Metazoa; Chordata; Aves; Piciformes; Indicatoridae
Gene: ARFGAP2
Product: ADP ribosylation factor GTPase activating protein 2
Exons: 17
Coding region: 1-1620 (539 amino acids)
Biological process (GO): COPI coating of Golgi vesicle
Molecular function (GO): GTPase activator activity
Source: RefSeq, a predicted model, not a curated record